Ostrinia nubilalis (European corn borer) is the source of this 2581-nucleotide messenger RNA. RefSeq names its product putative inorganic phosphate cotransporter. The coding region runs from base 181 to 1734 and encodes 517 amino acids. Gene Ontology annotation, cellular component: plasma membrane. Gene Ontology annotation, molecular function: transmembrane transporter activity. The record is from RefSeq and is a predicted model, not a curated record. NCBI's taxonomy places the organism in Eukaryota, Metazoa, Arthropoda, Insecta, Lepidoptera, Crambidae. The transcript has 8 exons. Gene Ontology annotation, biological process: transmembrane transport; monoatomic anion transport.
ACAACGUAAGCUGCCAAUACACGAGAGUUUUUUGAUAGUAGCGUUUGCUUUAAUAACAAUCACGUAACUAUGUUUUGACAGUGUGUAGUUAUCUCUUUAAAAGGUAUUAGGGGACUGAAAGUUGUAGAUGGUGUACUUCUAGUUGUCAAUGUGUUUUUAUUGGUUUAAGUACAUAUAAGGAUGGCUCUCAAGGGAUGGAGACGCGUACUGAACAGGGUGAUAUACAUACCCCAGCGUUAUGUGCUGGGCAUCAUGGGGCUGUUGGCCCUGGCCAACUCCUUCACUAUGAGGGUCUGUCUCUCCAUGACCAUCACGCAGAUGGUCCUCCACACGGAGUCCUCGGAACACAUCGUGGGGGAAACGUGUCCAGACCCUGAAGUCGAUGUGAUAACUAGUGUGACUAAUGAGACUAUUGUUGUUAGUACGCCCCGCGAACGCUACGACUGGGACGAAGCAACCCAAGGCUUGCUUCUCAGUGCGUUCUACUACGGCUACGUCAUAACCCACUUACCUGGUGGACUGUUGGCAGAGAAGUUCGGAGGCAAAUGGACUAUUGGCUUCGGUCUGUUAUCCACGUCCAUUGGCAUGGUGUUGACGCCAUGGGCCGUUUCAGUGGGGGGCGCAGUGGGCCUGUUCAUUAUACGCGUCAUUGAAGGUUUUGGAGAGGGUCCAGUUACCCCCUCCUUCGUACUAUUACUGGCAAGAUGGAUCCCACCAGCAGAAAGAUCGACGUUUGGUGCCAUGAUAUUUGGCGGUGCCCAAAUCGGGAACGUGAUUGGCCCAUACAUCUCUGGUCUUAUUCUGGCAAACACCGGAGAUUGGGCUUAUGUCUUCUACUUCUUUGGAUUUUUGGGAAUUUUGUGGUUUAUUUUUUGGGUAUUGCUCUGCUACAGUACACCUAACGAGCACCCAUUCAUAUCGGAUGAAGAGCGAGAUUUCUUGAACAAGAACGUGACUGCGUCUGGUCUCCACAAGAAACUCGAUCCAGUGCCUUUCAAAGCCAUCUUGAGAUCAACCCCGCUGUGGGUCUUAGUUUUGGCAGCCGUCGGCCAUGACUGGGGCUACUUCACAAUGAUCACUGACCUUCCCAAGUACUUCUCCGACGUACUGAAGUUCAACAUCAAGCAGACCGGCCUCAUGUCGGCUCUACCAUACGUGGCCAUGUACAUUUUCUCGUUUAUUUUCGCAUUCACGUGCGACUAUUGUAUAAAGAAGAGAUGGCACAAUAUUACGACGGGAAGGAAGAUUUACACCACCCUAUCAUCUUCCAUACCGGCACUGUUCACUAUUCUGGCGUCAUACUCCGGCUGCGACCGCACAGCAGCUGUUGGCCUCUUCAUAGCCUGCAUGGCCUUCUAUGGCGGUUUCUAUAGCAGUAUCAAGAUCAACGCCAUGGACAUCGCGCCGAACUACGCCGGCACAUGUUCGGCGUUCUCCAACGGGAUCGCAGCUAUUGCUGGGAUUAUCAUGCCUUAUUUGGUUGGAUUGUUGACUCCUGACCAAACAAUCGGACAAUGGCGUAUCGCAUUCUGGACCGUAUUCGCUGUACUCAUAGGGACGAAUAUUCUGUACGUCAUUUGGGGUUCCGGAGAACAGCAGUGGUGGGAUGACGUCGACAAAUUGGGAUACCCACCAAACUGGAAGCAUGGACCGUUGAAGAAAAGAAACCCUGACGUGGAGAAAGAGAAGAAAGUAGUUCACCCAAAGCACGACCACUCGCCAGUAUUGAGUUAAAAUGUAAUGUGUUUUAUAAAAUAUGGUAACAAGUGCCUGCCUACUUUUGUCAAACAAAUGUUAUUAAAUGUUACAUAUCAAAUGGAUGGUAGGCGUGGGUAAAUUAAGUUUUACAUAGGUAUUUGCAGUCAUAUAAAUACCAGGUGAACCACCAAACUGUAUUGAAAGUCCAGUUAUCAGUCUAAGGCUGAGUUGCACCACCUAACUUUGACGGUAACUAUGACGAUAACCGGUGCUUUUUGUAUGGAGCUUGACAGAUUUUUGACGUUUGUCAAAGUUAAAGUAAGAUGGUGCAACCCAGCCUAAGACUCGUUUUGGUUAUUCACGUUGCUUAAAUCAAAUGCAUCAAAAUCUAAUUGAAGUUAUCGGAAUUUUAGAUGAAUUAUUAUGCUUGUAUUAAGCUUUUUUACUGAUAUUUUCGUUUUUAAGGUGUUUAUUAGUGAGUUAUUUGUAAAGCAAGCGUGAUAUCAUAUCCACAAUUUAAUGACAGAUCUUGUACAAUUUAUUACAUUUUGUUGCACAGUAUUCUAGUAAAUACUUAAGAUACCAUGUAUAUUGAUUUUUGGUCAUCCAUUGACGGAGGUAGGUACUUUAGUUAGAUUAGGUUUAGGUUACAAUUACCAAGUUGUAAAAAAAAACUGUUCAAUAGAUUAUUAUUGUGAAAAACUGGUCAAUUAGUAUUUUUAAGCUUAUCAACAAUGUUUCCAUAUUCCACGUAAUCAAGCUGACUUUUCGUAAGAGAUGAAUGAGAAUGAUUAAAAUUAAGAUUUGAGAGUAGAGAGGUGGUUUAUUUGCCACCUCUACAUUGUAAGUUGUUUACAUAAUAAAUCUCCUAUGUCAUUGGUAA